Lymnaea stagnalis (great pond snail) is the source of this 231-nucleotide messenger RNA. The record is from the annotation of a GenBank genome assembly. NCBI's taxonomy places the organism in Eukaryota, Metazoa, Mollusca, Gastropoda, Lymnaeidae.
CAUAUGAAAGAUAAUUUGAUAAGUCGAGUAUCCGAGUUUGUAUUUUAUGCUCUAGCAUUGGAUGAAAGCACAGAUAUGGCAGAGACUGCCCAACUGGCAAUUUUUAUCAGGGGUGUUGAUGUACAUUUUAAAAAGACAGAAGAAUUAGCCGCAUUUUAUCCACUUAAGGACACUACUAAGUCACGAGAUUUCUUAGAAAAAGUUCCAUCGACAAUGAAUCUCUUUUCGUUA